Messenger RNA from Fulvia fulva, 192 nucleotides. RefSeq lists its product as uncharacterized. The coding region runs from base 1 to 192 and encodes 63 amino acids. The transcript has a single exon. NCBI's taxonomy places the organism in Eukaryota, Fungi, Ascomycota, Dothideomycetes, Mycosphaerellales, Mycosphaerellaceae. The record is from RefSeq and is a predicted model, not a curated record.
AUGCCCUUCGAGCUGCUUGGAGAUGUCCCAGUAUUGGCGCACAAGGAACAGACUUCGAAUCAGGAGAACGACACCCAAGUCGUCAUCCGUGUCACCGAUGAAGGAUUCAACCUCAAGGCCUCAAUGGACGUCACUUUUGGCCGUCGCUUCCGGACGGACCAGUUUCGGGAAUGCAUGGUAACCCUCUCCUAG